CCUUUGGUUUUCUUCGUCAAGAAGGCGACGACCACACUUACUCUGUGUUGAUUUUUAGCGGCGGUUGGUCGUGUGUCGGAUAAAUCGGAGCGAAGACGAAGGCGAAGAGCAGACGAAGGCGUCAAGUCAAACAAAAGUAAAGUGCAGCAACUGGCAGCAGACAAGUCGAAAGGGCAGCCAAUUAAAUGUAAGAAGCGACGUCCGCUGUUUAACAACAAGUAUCGCUGAUUGUCCAGCCGAGUAACAGUAAUUUUCGCGAGGUGCGCAGAGCGAAAGGAAAAUCUAAUACACAAAAAGUGAAGAGCCAAAUUGUUGUUAACAGAGUGUGUGCGUGUGUGUGCUGAGUGCGGCAGUUGUUGUUUUGUUGGUGAGAGAGAAAAUCGGAAAAAGGGCGUCGCAGUUUGAAAAUUGAUGUGUGCAUAAAAAUCAAGCGCUGCAGCAGCCAAAAAGCGAGAAGAGAGAGCGAGGCAGAGAGCGUGUAAAGCGGACAGCGAGAGAGCGGGUGGCUGCACCUUCAUAACUGUUGUUGCAAAGUCAGCGAAAUCGUGGUCAUUGAAUGGCAGCCAGCAAUAAUGGACACAACGCCUAAUGCGGCCCCUAAUCCGAACCAGAAUCGGGACUUCCUAACGCUGAAGCCCCUGCGUCCAUCCCGCGGUUCCAGCUCGAAUCUGCGCGCCAGUCGCUCACCCUCUGCCAGCCGCAGCACCGAGCAAAUGUCCCGGGAGCGAGCCAGCGAGGCAGCGGCAGCCACUCAGACAGCAGCAGCCACAGCGGGAGGAGCAACUGCCCACUCCGCCGCAGGAACUGGUGGAGGAUCUGCAGCAGCGACGACUACGGCUGGAGGGGCCACGUCCGGAUCCGGAACAGCCUCGGCGAACACGAACAGCAAUUCCUCGGCCUCAUCCAGCACAGUGGCAGCUGCACAGGCGGCUGUCUACAGCGGCGGCAACACGGUGACCGGAAGUUUGGGCAGCGCCGGGGUGGUGGCUCGUGGCUUCCGCAGCCACAGUCCCACCCACCGGCGGAGGAGUCGCGAGCGCCAGCGACGCACGCAUGGCUCUGACCAGGGCGGUCUGCUGGCCUACAGCGGUCUCGUUGGCGUCAACGACAUGACGGAUUUCUUGGGUCCACAGCAGAGCGGAGGAGGCGGCGGCGGCGGUGGUGGAAGCGCCGGCACGGGCAGCGGUCUGGAGGAUUCCCGCCUCUCCGGCAACGAGGACUACUACUCGUCCUUCGUCUCUGACGAGUUCGACAGCAGCAAGAAGGUCCAUCGCCGCUGCCAUGAACGCAGCUCCAGCGUUCAGGCCAUCGACCGAUUAAACACGAAGAUCCAAUGCACCAAGGAGUCCAUCCGACAGGAGCAAACUGCCAGAGACGAUAAUGUCAACGAGUAUCUGAAGUUGGCAGCCAGUGCAGACAAGCAGCAGCUGCAGCGCAUCAAGGCUGUCUUUGAGAAAAAGAACCAGAAGAGCGCACACAAUAUCUCGCAGCUGCAGAAAAAGCUGGACAACUACACGAAGCGGGCCAAGGACUUGCAGAAUCACCAGUUCCAGACGAAGAGCCAGCACCGUCAGCCGCGCGAGGUGCUGCGGGAUGUCGGCCAGGGUCUCCGCAACGUGGGAGGCAACAUCCGCGAUGGCAUCACUGGCUUCUCCGGAUCGGUGAUGUCCAAGCCACGAGAGUUUGCGCACCUGAUCAAGAACAAGUUUGGCAGCGCCGACAACAUCAACCAGAUGAGCGAGGCCGAGCUACAGGGCAUGCAGUCUGCCAAUGCCGAUGUUUUGGGCAGCGAGCGCUUGCAGCAAGUGCCUGGAGCCGGAACCUCGACGGGCUCAGGCGGCGGCGGGCAGAACAACAACACCGGCGGAGCGGGAAGCGGCACGGGAAAGUUCAACAGUGACAAUGGCAGCGAAUGCAGCAGCGUAACGAGCGAAAGCAUACCGGGAGGGUCUGGUAAAAGCCAGUCGGGAGCCAGCCAAUACCACAUAGUGCUCAAGACAUUGCUAACAGAGCUGGCCGAGCGAAAGGCCGAGAACGAGAAGCUCAAGGAGCGCAUCGAACGACUCGAGACGGGCCAAAAGGAAUUCAACAAUCUGACCGCCACACUCGAAAGUGAACGCUAUCGUGCCGAGGGACUCGAGGAGCAAAUCAAUGACUUGACGGAAUUACAUCAGAAUGAAAUUGAGAAUCUGAAGCAAACGAUUGCCGACAUGGAGGAGAAAGUACAAUACCAAAGCGAUGAAAGACUACGUGACGUCAACGAAGUGCUCGAGAACUGUCAAACGAGGAUAUCAAAAAUGGAGCACAUGUCGCAGCAACAAUAUGUCACCGUCGAGGGCAUUGAUAAUUCGAAUGCGCGGGCCUUGGUUGUGAAACUCAUCAAUGUGGUAUUAACGAUACUGCAAGUGGUGCUCCUGCUUGUGGCCACCGCUGCAGGCAUCAUAAUGCCUUUUCUCAAAACGAGGGUUCGCGUUCUCACCACGUUUUUGUCUAUUUGUUUCGUCAUCUUUGUGAUACGACAGUGGCCGGAUGUCCAGGACAUUGGAUCCGGCCUGGUGCGGCAUCUCAAGCAAUCGCUGGUGGUGAAGUAAACUACGUGGGCUUGGUGGCCGCCGUCUCAUCUACCGGGUAGUUGACACGUUCUUUAGUUAUGUAUCCUAAGUUCUAAAGUGCAUAUGUUGUAUAUAGCUUAUCGAUAACGAUUAUAACAAUAAUUUUUAACUGAAAUUGUAUCAAUUAUCAACACGAACACACCCGAGAAACUGUACAAAACAUUCAUACCCUAUCACACACACACACCUAAUCAUCACACCACACUCUCGCAUCAAAUCUAGCAAAAUUGAUUUAAACUAUGUAAUAACUUGAAAAUGCUGACAUGUCUCCGUGCAUUACUCACUAUAUUUGAACAUACAUAAUUUAUGUAUUACCUAUAUAAAAUAUUUACAUUACUAUAAAAUAAUUGAAAAUAUAUUAAAAUGAAAGUUUGUAUAAAUCGGACAUUUAUUUAUUACGGGGAAGUCUGCCCCUAUGCAUUUAACAGUUGAGUAAAAUGAUUUACUUCUAUUUUCAAUCCAAUAACUAUUACUUUAGCCUAUAUGUGUGUACCAAUUCAUGGCUACUGGGCUAUAUUUAUUCGAACAGCUGCUUACGUUCCCAGUUGGUAUUAAAAAUAUAUUAUUUCUCGACUGUUAUCAAAGUUGAAAGAAAUAAUUAUUAUGCAUAUAUUUACUUAACUACAGAAAGAAAUAAAUAACACUGGUAAGUGGACAUCUCCAUUGAUUUGUUAGUCAGUCAAUGUUCCAAAUAUGUUUGCAGUUUCCAGUUGAUUUUACGAUUUUAACCUUUUACCAAGAAAUUAAAAAAUCUGUUUUUCUCCCAUUUUGUCGCAUAUCCGAAAAGUAUGCUUUAAAAGUGAUACCUUUUUAUACCAAAUACUAGUAGAGCAAUACGGUAUACUAAACUCGUAAAGGCUACAACUUCGAAGUCUUGAGAUUUUGUUGAUAUUAUUCCUAUCGAUAGCCACACACAUCCCAAUACUGUCACACCCUUUCGUUCUGUCUUUCAUUUUUCUAUAUUUUGAAUCUAUACUAUUUUAUGGGUAUGUCUUGGACAUUCCAAUUGGGAGACGAUCACCGUUUCGAAAAAGUAUUUUCGUAUCGAUUUAAAUAUGUUUUGCAAAUUUUCAGCGAUAUUCCAAAAGAAUUUUUAAUUGAUCCCUCGCACCCCCACUAGAAAAGUAGGAGGUAUCUGAUAGUCGAUGCUAACUUUCCUUGUUUUUCCUUUGCUUUAUUUCAUUUUGGUACUACGCGUGUCCUGGUGUUCCAGAGAAUGCUAGGAAAAAUUCGUAGUUUUGAAGCCUAUUUAGUUCCUAUUGACAGUAGACCCAAAAAUAAAAUAUACCACAGCUGAGAAUUUUAAAUUUAUGAAGAAUAAACGAUUGAUUAGUUUAUGUCCAUUACGUUUAUUUUGUUGAAUGUAAAUUAAAUUUAGGUUACACUGCCACAGCAUUUUUAAAUAUAUAUAUUUGCAUCUAUGCCCUAAUUGAUUUCGUUUUCAUGUGAACAGCAUUCUUUGUUGCAUAUUUAAUUAUUUUUGGGAAAAAAUAAUCACAAAAAAGCGCUUAGGUAUCCUACUUUUAGUGGAGUGUGGCAACGAUUUUGACUUGAAAUACAAUUUGAUCAUAUUUGAAAAGAAAACAUGGGUUGACAAUCUAUUGCAUCAUUGGAUUUCAGUUUCAUAUGCUACACAGUAAACUUAAAAUUAGUUAAAACGAGAAUAAUGUACAAUAUACAGGCCAGUGCCUCUCAAUCAUUUGAUUUAAUUAUUUCCAUUGUAAUGGUAUUGAAAAGCAGUUCUCAUAAACAUCGAAAUAAAAAGACCAUCUUAGCUAAAACGUAACUAUGUUCGUGAAUCAGUUUAAUAGGGGUGCUGAGUGUUGCUUGGAUAUUUUGGGUUUUUUUUUGUUGAACAACUGAAUCAAAGAUUAAUGCGAAUCAGGUAAACAAUUUAAUCUUAGAUGUUUAGAUGUGGUAACUUGGUAUUUUUUCUCUUCCGUCUAUCGUUUACAUUUUUGGUUGGGAGUUUGCAGGCGAGGCGGUAUUUCGUAUGCCAAUUGGGUUAAUUGUAAAAUGUAUAUAAAAUAAAUCACAAUUUGUAUACGCAUUUAAAUGACGCGUGUGUGUUUCGUGUCUGUGUGGGUUUUUGUGGGUGGGUGCCCUGGAAGUGGGACAGCGCACAGUCCAACACAAGGUUCGGCUACAUAUUUAUUAAUAUUAAUAAUAAACAUUUGUUAAUUGUUUAAAACAAAGAAGCUGGCAGCCACAGCGCUGAUCGCGAA
This is a messenger RNA of Drosophila simulans, 4837 nucleotides long. RefSeq names its product transmembrane and coiled-coil domains protein 2 (gene Dmtn). The record is from RefSeq and is a predicted model, not a curated record. Lineage: Eukaryota; Metazoa; Arthropoda; Insecta; Diptera; Drosophilidae. The coding region runs from base 573 to 2591 and encodes 672 amino acids. Gene Ontology annotation, cellular component: endomembrane system. The transcript has 10 exons.